This is a messenger RNA of Morchella sextelata, 222 nucleotides long. RefSeq lists its product as uncharacterized. The record is from RefSeq and is a predicted model, not a curated record. The transcript is spliced from 3 exons. The coding region runs from base 1 to 222 and encodes 73 amino acids. Lineage: Eukaryota; Fungi; Ascomycota; Pezizomycetes; Pezizales; Morchellaceae.
AUGUCUACUCUCGAAGCAAACACUCUAUUUUCGACCAAGGGCCUAGUUGCGGUGGUAACCGGGGGUGGAACAGGUAUCGGAUUGAUGAUUGCGGCUGCUCUUGAGCACAAUGGUGCAGAAAGGGUCUAUAUCGUAGGAAGAAGGAAAGAAGUCUUGGAGAACGCAGCGAAGGAGCACUCCAAAUACGGCAAGAUAAUCCCACUCGUCGGAGAAGUUACAUGA